AUGCUCGCCCAGAUCCAGGCCUUCGGCUCCAAGGUCGUCUCGACGGUUGAGAAGUUCAAGAAGGUCGAGGAAGUAUGUUCGGCACAGGGCGAAACGCCCCCGCUCUACCUCAUGGAGGACAUCGCCAAGGCGACCAUGGUGAACGGGAAGGAUUCCUCCGAGAUCGCUGAGCUGCUCGCGCGCAAGCUCAAGAGCUCGUCGCCGGUCGUGCGGCUCAAGGCGCUCUGGACCAUCAAGCACGUCGCGCUCAAGGGCUCCGGGGAGUUCCGGCGGGCCAUCCAGCGCCACGCAUCUGCCAUCACGCAGCAUACUAGCUACAGGGGCCCGCCGGACCCGUUGCGGGGCGAGGCGGUCAACCAGAAGGUGCGGGAGAUGGCGAAACUGGCGGUGGACGCGAUCUACAGCGAGGGGCAGCCGGGCGACGACGCCGCGGCCGGCAUGGGCGGGUCCGGCCUCGGCAUGCUCACCUCGGACUCGGCCGGCGGCGGCGGCGGCGGGGGUGGCCGCGGCUAUCAGCCACCUGCGCCUGCGGCACCUAGCGCGCGCGGGUGGGGCGGCGGCGGCGGCGGCGGUGGAUACCAGCCGCCGAGCCUCGAUGGUGGGGGAGAUAACCUCGGCAUGGUUUCGAGCGACGGGUUCAACAACGUGGGAUCGCGCAGCGCCGGCGGCGGGGCUACGGCGGCGGUGAGCAGCAGGCCCGCCGCGGCCGUCGCGGCGCCGGACCCGUCGAAGAUCGCGCAGCUGGAAGGCAUGGGGUUCCCCCGCGCAGAGGCAGAGGCGGCGGUCGCUCGCUACGGCGACAACCUCGACGCGGCAGCAGACUGGAUCCUGGGCGGCGGGCCCGCACGGGAAGGCAUCGCGGGCGGCGGCACGCAGCGCGCCCCUGCGCCGGCUCCCGCGCCGAGGGUCCUGGGCGGCAGCACGCCUGCGGGUGCGCCAGCGGUGGCGGCUUCGGAUCCGGGGCCGGACGGCGACGCAGCGGCAGUGGCGCGCGUGUGUCGCCCCGCUGGGGUGCGCGUGCAGCCGACGGCGGAGGACCUGCAUGAUUUCCUGCGCGCAGUGCGGCUCGGGAACCGCCCAGCCGCCGCCGUUGCGCUGCUGCGGGACCGGACCGCGAUGGCGGGGAGCUGGCAGGAGGGCACGCGCGCGCUGCACGCGCUGCGGGCGCUGCUCGAGGACGCCGCGCUUGGACCGGCGGCCAAGACCGCGGCCUUGGAGGACGCGUCGUUUCUGGACCGCGCCGCGGGCGCCCCGCAGGCUAGUCUGUCGAAGAUCGCCACGUCGGUCAAAUCGUUACUCGGGCUGACGUCAGCAGCCGCAGCGCCGCAGGCGCAGCCUGCUGGCGCUGCCGCGCCCGCGGCAGCAGAUCUGCUGUCGUUUGACGACCCGGCCAGCGGUGAGGGCGCAGUGACAGACGCCCAGGCUUCGGCGCCCGCGACAGCGCCGUCGAGCGCGCCGCAGCCCGCGGCCGAUGGAUUAGGGGGCUUCCUGUCCGACAUCCAGCCGCCUGCUGCCCCUGCAGCGUCUGCGGCGCCAGCACUAGCGCCGCCUGCUGCGACGGCAGGGGGGGGCUUGGACGAUCUACUGGGGGGGUUGAGUGCCCCUCAGAGCGCCCCCGCGCCGGCCAGCGCUGCGCCGCCAGCAGCGGCCCCUGGCCGUGGCGAGCUGCCCGCCGACGACUGGCUUCUGCCUGCUUCACAGCCUCCUGAGCAGCAGAGGGCGGGCAUGACGCCGCAGCAGCAGCAGGCAUACAUGCAGCAACAGGCGUACAUGCAGCAACAGGCGUACAUGCAGCAGCAGGCGUACAUGCAGCAGCAGAUGCGCGCGCAGCAGCCGCAGCAGUGGCCACCUGCGGGCGGCGGCGUUGCUGGUGUUCCGCUUCAAGGCAGCGCGCCAACGGGCGCCGUUCCGCAGGCCGCGCACUUCAUCCCGCCGACGGAGGCGUUCACGUCGCUGAACCUGGGCGGAGCGCCGAUGGCGGGGCCGGGGCACGGGCUGCACGUGCCCAACCAUGCUAGUGCCUCGCCGUCGGGCGGUGGGGCGGCCGGGAGCAAGUCACGGGCGCCGAAGGACUUCAUGACCCCCUCGGAGCAGCGGGCGAAGGAGCAGCACGCGUUCGACUUCGUUGGGGCGGAGAUGAAGUCGAAGCGCGGCAAAUGA
This is a messenger RNA of Pedinophyceae sp. YPF-701, 2160 nucleotides long. NCBI's taxonomy places the organism in Eukaryota, Viridiplantae, Chlorophyta, Pedinophyceae. The record is from the annotation of a GenBank genome assembly.